GGCCCAUUGGCAAUCUCCCUAUUCAUCUCUGGUAUAUAUAUCAGUGAUUCUGUGCAAUUCAUUGAAAGCUGUGUGUGCGCCGUUAGCUAUAAAUUGAUAGUAUAAUAAUUUCAAAAGGAUUUAUAUAUUUAAAGAAUAAGAAAAGGAGAAUAUUUCUAUACGAAAUGGCUACAUUAGAAGACAAAUCAAUUUGGGAAGAUGGAGAGGAAACUUUGGGUGAGGAUGUGCUGCGAAUGUCCACGGAUGAGAUUGUCUCACGCACACGACUAUUGGAUAAUGAAAUUAAGAUAAUGAAGAGUGAAGUGAUGCGUAUAUCUCAUGAGCUACAGGCGCAAAACGAUAAGAUCAAAGAGAAUACUGAAAAAAUCAAAGUGAAUAAGACUCUACCAUAUCUGGUUUCAAAUGUUAUAGAGCUUCUCGAUGUAGAUCCACAAGAUAUGGGAGAAGAGGAUGGUGCAGUAGUUGACCUUGAUGCACAAAGAAAAGGAAAAUGUGCUGUUAUUAAGACUUCCACUAGGCAAACAUAUUUUCUUCCAGUAAUUGGACUUGUUGAUGCAGAGUCCUUGAAACCAGGAGACUUGGUUGGUGUCAACAAGGAUAGCUACCUUGUCUUAGAAACGUUACCUGCCGAAUAUGAUGCUAGAGUUAAAGCCAUGGAAGUUGAUGAACGUCCUACGGAACAAUACUCCGAUAUUGGUGGUCUGGACAAACAGAUUCAAGAACUCAUUGAAGCUGUGGUGCUUCCUAUGACACACAAAGAGAAGUUCGAGAACUUAGGAAUUCAGCCGCCAAAAGGAGUUCUUUUGUAUGGUCCCCCUGGAACUGGCAAGACACUACUAGCCCGUGCCUGUGCUGCUCAAACCAAGUCCACGUUCUUAAAACUCGCCGGCCCACAGUUGGUCCAGAUGUUCAUCGGAGAUGGUGCCAAACUUGUACGAGAUGCUUUCUCUCUAGCUAAGGAAAAGGCACCUGCUAUUAUAUUCAUUGAUGAACUUGAUGCUAUUGGUACGAAAAGAUUUGAUUCUGAGAAAGCUGGUGAUCGUGAAGUACAGAGAACUAUGUUAGAGCUUCUUAAUCAGCUAGAUGGGUUUAGUUCUACGGCUGACAUUAAAGUUAUUGCUGCUACUAACAGAGUGGAUAUUCUGGAUCCUGCACUUCUCAGAUCUGGACGUCUUGAUCGUAAAAUCGAGUUUCCGCACCCCAACGAAGAAGCCAGAGCUCGUAUUAUGCAGAUUCACUCCAGGAAAAUGAAUAUGUCACCUGAUGUGAAUUUUGAAGAAUUAUCUAGAUCUACCGAUGAUUUUAAUGGCGCGCAAUGCAAAGCCGUUUGUGUGGAGGCAGGAAUGAUCGCAUUGAGACGUAACGCCAGAGCUGUUACUCACGAAGACUUGAUGGAAGCUAUCAAUGAAGUUCAAGCUAAGAAGAAGGCCAAUUUGAAUUAUUAUGCUUAAAAUCCAUGUAUCUUUACUUGUUAAGAACUUUUUUCGCUAAUAUAGUAUGAAAUAUUACGUGAUUA
Messenger RNA from Cephus cinctus (wheat stem sawfly), 1516 nucleotides. It is a transcript of the gene Rpt5, whose product is annotated as 26S proteasome regulatory subunit 6A-B. Gene Ontology annotation, cellular component: proteasome regulatory particle, base subcomplex. The transcript has 3 exons. NCBI's taxonomy places the organism in Eukaryota, Metazoa, Arthropoda, Insecta, Hymenoptera, Cephidae. Gene Ontology annotation, molecular function: proteasome-activating activity; ATP hydrolysis activity; ATP binding. Gene Ontology annotation, biological process: proteasome-mediated ubiquitin-dependent protein catabolic process. The record is from RefSeq and is a predicted model, not a curated record. The coding region runs from base 165 to 1451 and encodes 428 amino acids.